Daphnia pulex (common water flea) is the source of this 3456-nucleotide messenger RNA. It is a transcript of the gene drongo, whose product is annotated as arf-GAP domain and FG repeat-containing protein 1-like. The record is from RefSeq and is a predicted model, not a curated record. Lineage: Eukaryota; Metazoa; Arthropoda; Branchiopoda; Diplostraca; Daphniidae. Gene Ontology annotation, molecular function: GTPase activator activity. The transcript is spliced from 8 exons. Bases 184 to 1716 code for a protein of 510 amino acids.
GUGCUCUGAAAAGCUGCUUGUUGGAUUGUGACACACACUCUGGAGGAAGUGGGAUGGUCAGUUUCAACAUCCUCUCUGAGAGUGUUGAUAGUUACUCAAGCUAUCUGCAUGCAGUCUUUUUGCUCUGCCUGUGUUGCUCCUCAUAAUAUGUUAGCAGUUUAGUGAAAAUAUUUAUAUUUUAAAAUGUGGAUCUAUUCUCCUGUGUCACAAAUUGAUGAUACGGUCAGAGCUCCCAGGAAGAAACAAGAAAGACCCUCACAAAUGUCAAACAACACCAAGAAAAAACAAGAGGAAAAACAUCUCAAAAUCCUGAGAGAAUUCCUCUCCUUGUCAACAAACAAAACAUGUUUUGAUUGUAAUCAAAGAGGUCCCACUUACGUCAACACCACCAUUGGUUCAUUUGUGUGCAUAUCAUGCUCAGGAAAACUGAGAGGGCUUACUCCACCUCAUCGCGUCAAGUCAAUCUCAAUGGCAUCUUUCACUCCAGAGGAAAUAGAUUUCCUAAAGAGUCGAGGCAACGAAUACUGUAAACUUGUUUGGAUGGCCCAUUAUAAUGCGGCGGAGCUUUCUUCGGAAACGAAAGACGAACAGAAAUUCAAAGAUCACUUAGUUGCCAAAUACGAAAAGAAGAGAUGGUAUGCCGAUCCUAGCACGCUCACCGAUAGACUCCCAGCAGCCAAGCUGAAUGGGAUGAAUGGUGAAUCCUCUCAACCUGUUCAGGCUCAUCCAUCAACGGUCACGUCUUCCCCAGUAGCACGUCCUGUGGUCUCUGCGAUUCCCUCGGUUCCACUGUCAUCAGUCCCACUAUCAAAGACUUCAGAUUUGUUGGCCGAUUUGGAUUUCUUUGUUCCAGCCGUACCCUCUGCUGGCUCAGCUUUCUCUUCACCUCGGAAAAAUCACUCGUCUAUUCCUCAGUCCGUCAGUCAGCCAUCAUUUGCCAAUUUCCAGAAUGCCGAUUUCUUUUUCUCGGAAACUUCGCCGCAGAAAACGAUUGCUGCUCCGGCUGCUGUCACGCAUCAGGUCCAAAGCGGAGCGGUCAAUGGCAUGGCAAGUCCGCUUAAAGUGGGGGCAUCGAACGGAGUUGCAGCUCCGACAGAAGAUCGCUAUUCUGCACUAAAAGACCUGGAUGCAUUGUUCACAACACAGACGACGCCAAUAAGUGAGCCAAGCGUUUCGGCGGCGGCUAAUUGGAAUCCUUCUUGGAAUACCGGAACCGCUCAAGCCGCCACCGCCCCGCCUACCCACCUUCAUCACCACUCCGAGUCGGUGUUUUCCAGCAACAACAACGCUGCUGCUGCUGUUGCAGUGGAAACGCCCGUAGCGUGGUCGUCGUUUACGCCUUCGAACAGCAGCAACCCGAGUAACCCUUUUCUCGCCGUCGCCUCUGUGCCUACUCAACCAGGUACACAACCCGUCCAUUACGGCAAGCCAGCUCUUCCCUGGGCCAAUUUCUCUUCAUCGCCUCUGUCCGGCUCUCCGAACAUGACCUCUGGGACAAACGUUGCCUUUCCAGCUGCCAGUGCCGCCGCCGCCAACAGUCACUUUGCUUUCGGUUUCGGCGGUCAUCCCAAUCCUAUGGUGGGUGUCGCAACGACUCUCACCACUAGCCAGUCAUUGGACCUGUCGCCCAAAACAUGGGGAACUUCGACCGGAAUGAACCCUUUCAUGGAUGCGACCAGUUUUACCCAGGGACGGUCUCACAAUCCUUUUUUAUAGCCAUACUGUUAGCGUUUGAAAAGAAAAGGAGAAAAAAGACAAAACAAAAGGAGGAAAGAAACCACAAAAGAAAACACGAAAAGAAAAGGAAGAAUUCUUCACCGGAGAAAUGCGCCGUCAUCGAAAAUUUCGUGUGGUCGAGGAUUUUCUAUCUUUCUGCUCCCAUUUUUCAUCUUGCUCCCCGAAAAGAAAAAACAACUUUCUGCGUAAAGCAAAACUGAACCUUAAAAACUCCCAAAUUCCUUCUAGAUGAGGGAAGGGUAAAAAAAAAAUGCUGCGAAUGUUUAUCUCUCGUUAUUUAUUGAAGAAGACAUGGCAACCUUGCUUGUGAUAGGUUAUUCCACACUCUUUAUUAUUAUUAUUAUUAUUAAAAAACUUUUCUCUGGUCCAUGAUAUGUCCUCCCUUUGUCCUCCCUUUCUUUUGUGUGUGCAACAAAGUUAAGGGACAGGAUUGAAAAUCAAUACUUUGAUGGAGGAUCUUCUAUUCUCUCUUUACACCCAACACACACACAUCCAGCCCCCAGUAGCAGUAGCACCAGAGCGAAAGGAGAGAGCAACGAAGCUUGGGUCCGCUCCCGGUGCCUGCUGUCAUCGGUCCAGACGAGAACAAACAAAUCAAGAGAUUUACUACUUUAUACAAUCAAGAAGUAUAAUGUUGGGCAAUUGUCGGGACCUCGUUCAUACAUUGUGUCCCACUUUUGUCUAGUGCCCGCGCGUAUAUUUAGAGAUAUAUUUCGUGUGUGCGGCGAUUUUGGCCAAUGUUUCCGCUUCUUCCUUUAUCCAAUUUUUCGUGUCUCUAUCCUUAACAUCCUCUCUCCAAAUGUUAUUUGUCUAUGCCUGUUAUAUGUGUCGUGUGUCCACGGAUUCGGAAUCUAGUCGGCUAGAAAGAAAGAAACAAGUUUUCGAUGAAACGAAAGAAACGGGGGGGGGGACUGAAUUCGAUAACGUCAAUCUUAACUGCUGCUGUGUUAUACGUGUGUAAAACUGCAGGCUUUAAUUUAUUUAUUCAUUCUUUUUUUUUGUUCAGCUGCUUCUUCCUUCAAACUGUCCUUUCUCUUCUUCCAUGAUAUCACGCUAUUAUAAUUAAGACUUUAAAAGAAUUAGUCACAAGAAACCUGUCCAUAUUCUUAACGUUGAAGAUAAAAUGAAGUAACGAACGCGCGGCAAAUUCAAAUCGACGCACGGUACCAAGAUUCCUCUGCUUCUCCUUAUUAUCAAAUUAUGAUUAGAUUUUUUUUUUUAUCUGACUAUUAACCCGAACAUGAUUUUGUCCGUUUCGGAAAGUCCAUUAUGUGUUGCCCGAGUGCCUUACAUUUACACAAUGGUCGGACGGGCCAUAAAAUUGGAUGGGAGAAUACGAAAUGAGAGAAGGGCUCAAGAGUGGGGGCACCAUUUUCUUUCUUUCUUUCUUACAUACAUAUAUAAAUAUACUGCAAUUGUGUUGUAUGUAUUUAUCCGUUUCCUUGUUCCACGGCCGGAGAACAUCAUCUCAUCUUAACUUCUCCACGCUCUUUCAAGUCUCAUCCCGCCUCGCCACAUGGGGUUGACACACGAACACAACAAUGUUUCUCUGAAAACAACUAGCGUAUACAUCUUUGGCGUUGUAGUAUCUCCUUACGUGUCCUCUGGUCCCGCGAUCGUCAACUCUUUCUCUCUGCUUUCCUUUUCCGCUCGGCGUCCUUUCUUUAAUAUUUUCUUUUUUUGUUUCUUUCGUGGCAAUACAUCUCCGACACACCGCUA